Molecule: messenger RNA, 1089 nt
Organism: Pseudozyma flocculosa PF-1
Lineage: Eukaryota; Fungi; Basidiomycota; Ustilaginomycetes; Ustilaginales; Ustilaginaceae
Exons: 1
Coding region: 1-1089 (362 amino acids)
Biological process (GO): DNA replication; DNA damage response
Cellular component (GO): nucleus
Molecular function (GO): double-stranded DNA binding; zinc ion binding
Source: RefSeq, a predicted model, not a curated record
AUGCCAAAGGCAGAAGCGGGCUCCGCCAAGGCGGUGGCCAACGCCAUGAAGGCGCGCGGCCUCACCAAGCUGCGCUUCUACUGCCAGGUGUGCUCCAAGCCCUGCCGCGACGCCAACGCCUACAACAACCAUAUCAACUCGGAGGCGCACAUGCGCCGGAUCGAGGCCCUCACGUCGUCGGGCAACCCCAACAAGAUUGUCGACUCGUUCAGCGACGAGUUUCAGCGCGAGUACGUGCGCCUGCUCAGCCGUCGCUUCGGCACGCGGCGGAUCAACGCCAACCAGGUCUACCAGGAGUACAUCGCCGAUCGCCACCACCUGCACAUGAACGCCACCAAGUGGGUGACGCUCUCCGAGUUUGUCAAGCACCUCGGCAGGGAGGGCAUCGUUCACGUCGAGGAGACCGAGCAGGGCUGGUACAUUUCGUGGAUCGACAACUCGCCCGAAGCCCUCGCACGGCAGGAUGCGCUGCAGAAGAUGAACCGCGCCAAGGUCGACGACGAGCAGCGGUCGCGCAAGCUGCUGCAGGAGCAGAUUGAACGCGCAGAGAGGGAAAAGGCGGCCGCCGGAGGCUCCGCGGGCGACGUCGGGCCCAAGGUCGAGGAAGGUCUGAAGCGCGACGGCAACGCCCCGCUCAAGAUUGGCAUCUCGCUCGCGUCGAGCUCCAAGAAGGCGACAGCGGACUGCGAGACUGCCUCGGCCGCCACGGCCGCUUCUUCGUCGUCGGGCUCAGCUGAAGCUCCGGUCGCCGCCUCGCCCUCGGCGACGGCACCUGCUACGUCGGCGGCUUCUGCUUCGGCGACGCCCGCCUUCCGCAUGGGCUUCAACCCGCUCAAGCAGGCCUCCAAGGCAUCCUCGUCGGCACCGGCCGCUGCCGCUGCACCGCGAGCGUUUGGCGUCAACCCUCUCAAAGCCGCCUCGUCCUCCAGCACGGCUGCUGGCGAAAAGAAAAAGUCGAAGCCGCCAAGCUCCAUGACGAUGGCCGAGAAGAUUAUGAUGGAAGACAUGGAGCGCAAGAAGCGCAAGGCCGAGAGCGGCCGCAUCGCCGGACCCACGAUGCAGCAGAACGUCAAGCGCAGCCGCUUCUGA